Molecule: messenger RNA, 7404 nt
Organism: Nasonia vitripennis (jewel wasp)
Lineage: Eukaryota; Metazoa; Arthropoda; Insecta; Hymenoptera; Pteromalidae
Product: homeobox protein PKNOX1
Exons: 8
Coding region: 752-2446 (564 amino acids)
Biological process (GO): regulation of transcription by RNA polymerase II
Molecular function (GO): DNA-binding transcription factor activity, RNA polymerase II-specific; RNA polymerase II cis-regulatory region sequence-specific DNA binding
Source: RefSeq, a predicted model, not a curated record
AAAGUAUUGAAUCGGUGACGUCACAAAAGCGACGACACCACACGCGCCUCUCGCAGUCGCGGGCGAGAGAGUAGGAGUAGGAGGGAGAUAGUUGACUCGCUGUAAGCAGAGUGGAGUGGACUAGUGGAAGCCCAUCGCGCUCGUCUCUCUCCGCAAAGGGUGAGCUGCUGCUUGUUCCGCAGAGGCAAAGCAAACAGACGGUCUCGCCGCGUGUGCGUGCUACUAUAUACUUCGUACUCACGUUCGCUGCUUUUUUUCCGCGACUGUGAAGUGCUGCUCGUUCGAAACGCGCGCCACGUCCCUGUACCUAUAUGUGUGUGUGUAUUUCCGUGCGUAGAAGCCUGCCCGUAUCACCGAAGCUAUCUGUACUGCAGAGUUUAUACACAUCGGAUCGAGUCUAGUCUACGACUCUACGGCCAGCCGUCCGUCCGCGAGUACCUAUUCGAGACGAGAGAGUCUGCAGUGGAUCGCGCAAGCAGCGGGAGAGAGAUACGUAUCUAUCGGACCGGACGCUCCGAGCAACGAGGCUCGGUCUCGAGGCAGCACGUGGAGCGGGAGGAAGAGGAGAGUGUUGUCUUCGCCACCUGGAGCCGCUCGCCGGAGAGGAGCCCGUGCGUGCAGGGGCAGACAGUGCGCGAAUUUUUCGGAGCAGCGUAGGGCAGAGAGCCAAUCGCCGGAAAAGCGAGCGGAUCCCGCAUCCUCAGGCAGUGUCCCGCGUGUCCGAUGAUGGUGAGGUCGUCGGGCGCUCCCCAUGAGGAAUGAUAGGAUGCAAGAGGGCAGCACCGCGGUGGCGCUAGCCAUGGUGACCCCUGGCUACGAUCAGGACCCUGCCAGCGGGGUAGCCGAUUACGCGUCGCACCAGGACCAGGCGCAAUUCGAGGCGGACAAACGCGCCGUCUACAAGCACCCGCUCUUCCCCCUACUCGCCCUGCUCUUCGAGAGAUGCGAGCAGGCGACGCAGAGCUCCGACAACUCCAACAGCGAGAGCUUCAACAUGGACAUACAGGCGUUUGUCCAGCACCAGGAGAGGGAUCGAAAGCCCUUCUUGAUCAAUGACCCCGAGAUUGACGGCCUGAUGAUCAAGGCCAUCCAGGUGCUGCGGAUCCACCUUCUGGAGCUGGAGAAGGUGCAGGAGCUCUGCAAGGACUUCUGCAACCGUUACAUAACCUGUCUGAAGGGCAAGAUGCAGAGCGAGAAUCUGCUGCGCAGCGACUACAGCCAUCACGGGGCAGGCGGCGGACACGACGGCAUGGCGCCGUCGAGCGGAAGCAACGGCAGCAGUCCCCUGCAGGUGCUGUCAUCUACAGGCAAUGAUGUUGAGUCGGGAGCUAACGGACUCCGAGUGAGCGGUCGCCCUGAGGUUCCCUCGGAGAACGGCAGCAGCGGCAGUCGACACCAGCUCCUGGGCGAUCUCCAACAGCUGCAGCAGCAACAGCACCAGCAGCAGUGCAAUCGGCCCUCCUCGGCGAGGUCCUCCUCUUCCUCGGGUGGCGGCAGCGCAGCCAGUCUGCAGCCCCACAACAAGCGUAAGCGCACCUACUCCGACGACCCGGAGGACCGGCCUUCGCCUCCCAGCGUUCAUGGCAGUACACCUCUCUCGCAGAUCGGGGCUCACGCCCCCGUCAACGACAUGUACCUCGGCCAAGAGAUGGAUCCAUUAAGCUUUGAUUCGACGAGCAUUCGUGCACUACCACCUCGCAGCAGAGUUUACGUCGAAGAAGCGAGCUACUGGGGACUGUUCGCAGUGCAAGGAAGGAAGAAUGAAUUUGAAUUUGUGGGAAUCGCUGCGUUGCAUAACAAACGAGGCUUUGGUGAUAUUACUGUUGCAGGCUCUCCGUCGUCUAUGCAGAGCGAGGACGAUGAAGAGGCUUGCGGCGUCGCUGCUGCGGCUGGCGUUGGCUCGCUCAGUGGCAGGAAAACAAAGCCCAAAAGGGGUGUCCUUCCCAAGCAAGCUACCAACAUCAUGCGCGCAUGGUUGUUCCAGCAUUUAGUCCAUCCCUACCCAACGGAGGACGAGAAACGCCAAAUAGCCAACGAUACAAACCUUACGCUUCUCCAGGUGAACAACUGGUUCAUCAAUGCUCGCCGACGUAUACUGCAACCGAUGUUGGAUGGGGCUGGCAGUACGGACCCUUUAAUCCAAUCCCAGCCGCCGUCGCUCAAUUCGCAGCAGCCUCAGCCCCAAAUCAGAACUACUGGAAGUAGCAGUGGAAGCGUCAGCGGCUCUUCAAAGCAGCGCUCGAAGCCUCGGGGCGCCGGUAAGCAGCAACAGGCUGACUGGCAAUCCGAGGACUCGGGCAGCGAGUCCAACGGGUCGAGCGAUGCCGAGGGUGCUUACUCCGGUCUGGGUGGUGGCGAUCUAGAAACCAAGGUUGAAGAAGACGACGAUGAGGAUAGCGAGGACGGUGGUAUCGAUAUCGAAGAGACGAAGCCUUUUGCUCACUGACCUCGUCGAGCCUCCUUGCGUACACCUCUCCAUGCCCCACGAGAUAGCGUCGCUCUUUACAGUAUUAAGGUAUUCGAGGGUAGAUUUCGCUUUAACUGUCAGAUACGUAAAAAAACUAUUCUUGCGAAAAUCAUCAGGGAUUAUCUACUCGAUUAGAAGUUAUCACGCUCUUAUCGUGUGUGUCUGCGUGCAUGCGGACUUGUAUUGUUGUCUCGGACUCCCGUUACUUCCUUGUGUUACUCUUCCUUAUUUUUACCUGUGUACUUUCUCGGUGUUCUUAAGCUUCGACGACUCUAUAAUAUACAUACGACUAAACGGGAGGAGACGCUAUAGUGUAUACAUUAAGAAUUUUGAAUGCCUAGUUUGGUGAACUGCGUAUACGAGAUAUGUGAUGUACGAACGCUAGAAUAUUGCGCGAGCCUCGUCUGAGAGGGCAGUAUGUUGAUUGUUGGUUAUUUAUUCAACCAUGCAAUAGCGACUUUUGCAGAUUUUGUAGUCAAUAGUACACGCAACGAAAGUCUGUAUAACGAUAACUUAGCUGCUGCAAGGUUAUUUUAUCGUUUUACAGCUCAGUAUUUCAACAAAACUUCGAAUUACGAAAUCUAAUGCUCCUUGCAUAAUUCUCGCAAGAUAUAUUUCAUCAACAUGCUGCCUAUUUUGGUAUACCUUUGUUCUUAAAACCUUCCAGCAGAAGCGCCUUGAAAUACGAAGAAAAAGAAAAGUAUGAUAACUAGCUACGACUAUUACGCUUUUAAAAUCAUUGAUAUACUGACUCUCCUAUAAUGUUACUUCUUUUGACUGUGUUAAUAUUAUGUAUAUGUAUACAUCAAGAUUGACACUAUCGAUCUGCCAAAACUUGUACAGUUUUUGCAUUCUCACCAUUGCGCUCGAUUUUCGCGCGUAUAUAGUCAUUAUAUACAAACAGGUACGGCUUUUUUACUUCUGAAACGGAUAAAGCUUAAGCGUUUACAAUUUUCACUACUCAGGAGACUUGCGUGCGAUUAUUGUUUCCGCCAAUUCUUAAUAUUAUCAAUUGAAUGUGAUACCGCUCGUCCAUCAAUCAUUAUUAUUUUGCGUUUAUGGAUUGUAAUUUUUAUGAUUUAUUCAUGUUGCGAAAGAUAAUGUUUAUUAUUAAAAUUAAUUUGAUAGUCUUUCGUUAUCUGUGUUCAAUUUUACAUAGACAACAACAUGGUUUUGCAAUGCAUUUCGUAUAUCCUUGACUUCCUUAAAGCCAGUUCUCGAACACGCGGUUUUUCUCGUGUUUCGGUUAUAGAACAACUCCGUUAGCGCAUAAGACAGACGUAAUCUCUUCGGGCUUGAAGAGAAAAUUUUUUUUUUUCUUCUAGAUGACAAUGGUAGUGUGUUGAAUAUAUAAUUUCACUUUUGCCUCAGAUACACGAUAAACCUCAUGACCACUAUAUUUUUUAAUGAUAAGUUCCUACAAACUUGUUUAUUCAGUCAGUAUACGUAAUUUAUAUAUGAAUUAUAUGUAACUAUUUAUCUAUACGCAACUGUGUAACUAUAUUACUUAUUCAAUAUAGUUACGUAAAGAAUCGUAUACGACUAGUUGUAGACUAGUAUAAUUCAUAUAUAACAAGUACAUCUUGAUUUUCUAUGCCGAAUGUAUUUGGUUCUGAUUGUAAAAUUGUGCUUCUCCUUGAGAUCUUUCAUAGAGAAGUGUCCCACUCUCAUAAGUUAUACUCGUCGAUAGAACACCAAAUAUAAAAUAUAUUAAAAAAUUAAAAUAAAAACGAAGAUGAUAGGAUGGUAAAAGCUGAUAGCCAUCGUACUGUAACGAUUAAGCUAUUAAAAAAAGAAAUGAAAAUAGGUAUCACUUUCAUUGUGCCAUGUAAUAAUUGUAAAGAGUGUGGUAACUUCCACGCCAUAGUCUCUUUGAUCAGCUCUGCAGCUCAUCGUCGUGACGCAGCAAAAAUGCUGUCCCUCCAAGAUAAUAAUACUAAUAAUAAUUAUAAUAAUAAUUGUGCUGAUGACGACGACGAUGAUAACGAUAAUAUUGAAAAAGUGAUCACGGGGCGAAUUAAUAAAUUAAAAGGUUAUUUAUGAUUGCGCUCAGUGCCGGGUGUGGAACUUGUCUAGGUGCGAACGUGCUCGCGAAGAUUUUUUUUCUCAAAAUCUAGGCAAAUGCUGUUAAAAAACAUAUUAUAUGUACGUAAAAUUUACUUAAGGCUGAUCUCGAUGAAUUUUUUAAAAACUCUUGUAUACUCACAAAGUAGUCAUAUAGUUAUAAUAUACAUAUUUAUAUGAAGUCAGAUGUAUACGUACUUCUAGUUGUAACCUAAGCUUUGACUCGCUUGCACGACUCGACAGACAACUUUCACACUCGAGCAACUCGAGGCACAAACAUGAUCGUACGUAAUUUCGUCGCCUCGGACACCUUAACGAAACAAUGAUGGUAAAGCAAAAUAAAUUAAUUUAAAAAAUUUUUUAAAAUCAACAAAUAAUGAUAUUAAUUAUAUAAACGCUAUUUGAAAUAUGUAAAAGUAUAUAUAAUGAUUAUAUUUUUAAAUUCUAAGUGUCGUCUUUUGUGGAUGCACCCAGAAGCUGCGACGGAGAGCGAGCAAAUAAGAAUUGAAUCCAUAAAUGAAUAAGUGUAUCCCCCUCGGCUUCUUCGGUGCACUGCUGUAAAUAAUAUACGAUCAAUAUUAUUGAAUAAUUAAUUAACUGCGAUGCAGAAGUGAGGAGAAAAAAUACUGUUGACUUCAAUUAAUUUGAGCAAAAAAUAAAGGAAAGAGGCAAAUAAUCCAACCGACGGCUCUGGAAAACCGAUGAACCGAUGAAACCCCCGAUCUUCUAUGUGAAUGAAUCGUUGUUUACAGAAAUAAUGGAUAACAAUUUUCUAGCUGAAUAUAUUUUUUUAUUUAAAUAAGUAAUCAACUGAAUGAUUUUGUUAUUAAAUUUUAGUUUAUUAUUUUUGCGAUUAGCAGUAAUUGCACGAUUGUAUGCGAAGUUGACAGACAAUCUUUAUUUUAAGAGAGAAAAAAUAACUAUGUUUAUAAUUUGACUGAAGUGGAGUAUGUUCAGCAAUUGAUGAUUUGAUUGCCUUCGCAAAAUACGAGUAUUCGGUUUUUUAAAUAAGGAAAGAAAGUCAUACGGCGACUUGAAAAGCGAUCAACUAGAAAGAAACGGCUCUGUUCCUCUUUUACCUAGUUGUAAUAGCGUAGAGAAAAAAAAAUAAAAUACUACGAACAAUUCCUUUUGUACAGAGAUUCAAAGAUUAGAAGAAAAAAAUGAAUAAGAACUUUCUUCCUAUUUGUUUUCCUUUUUAGCUCUAUACAAUAAUGAUAAUACUUGGCGCGUCUUUUCUCGCGAUUAUAUUAUAAUAAUAUAAAGCAUAAAAGUCAGAUGAGCGUAAGCAAAAAUUUAAAAAGUCGAAUCUCCGCAUUCGACGACCAGCAAUAAAUAUUGUGAAAAUAUAAUGAGGAAAAAAAUUAAGUAAUUAAGCAAAGGGGUGAAUCGAGGAAUAACUGCACCUCGUUCGAUUAAACAAAAGAGAUGUAAUCGAAGAAAAGAGAUGAGAGGGAAGGAAAAAAGCUUAGUGUUUAAGAUUUAAACGGUAGAAGUUAAGAGGUAGGUCUUAAGGCUGAACCACGUAUACGUAUGUGCUGCGGCACCAGACAACUGUGAUAACUCGGUGGGCGGUGCCCAGCCUCCUACUUCAUAAUAAUAAUUGUAUACUUGAAAAAUGAGUAAAAUAAAAAUGCGGAAAAAAAGUUGUGAGAGACAAAAGAAGCGAGACGCAAAGGAAAAUUGCUGCGGAAGGUGUAAUGUUUUAGAGCGAAAGUUCUGUUACGAGUAAGAGAGUUUCAGAAAAAUGGAAAUUUUAUUUUUUUAAUAAACUGAUAAUACGCGUAUAUGAUUUUUCGAGGCUCGGUUCAGUAUGUGAAAGUAUGCGAAUGUCGAUUACGUGGUGGUUAUAAUUUUAUACGAAAUAAUGUGGCAAUUUUUAAAAAGGUAAGGCUAAUUUCUUAGUGACAAUAUAGUGUGUUAUUUGUGUUACAGCCACCUGACUAAGCAAUGUAAUUCAAAGAUUCAGCUGACGAUUAUCAUCGAUUUAUGAAUUCAAGCAUUUUAAUAAGAAUUUGAUGCGAUUAUUCGUAAACUUUGCCAUUCUUAAUUUAACUACAAAAUUAAUGAAUUAAUUUACAUAAUUCGUAUAAUGUUAUAACCUCUUCGACUGCACAAUUACCUAUUCGAGAUAAAUAUAAUUACCCAAAUUUGUUAUUACAUCUCUCUAACAAUGAAUAUUUUAUUUAGUUAGUAGUACAAACAAAUGUUUUUCAAAAAUUCAUAAAAUACAAAGCGAUGAUACAGAAAAAAAGUAUCAAACGAGACCUGUAACUCUCUCUGUCCAUGUGCUCACGUGUAAAAACAUAGCGAUAAAUGUCUAAGAAGAGAAAUAAUGGAGAAAAAUAAUUAAAGAAGCAUUUCGUCCUAAAAGAAAUGUAUGCGCGUCAGUAAAGGAUAUUGCGUAUAUUGUUUACACCGAAAAAAACUCCUGCCUAAGAUUUCGAUUAAAAUAUUUAAAGAAAAACGGCGAAAAAGUUGUAUUUUAAGAAUGGUUCAGAAAGGGAGACACAUCUUCUACUUUCAUUUUUCUUUUUUGUUAUUACUUUGAUCAUUUCUUUUACAAAAAACAGUCUUCAAAUACUUUGAUGUAUAUUAUUUUGGUCUUCCGUUGAAUUAGUUUUAAGAAAACAGUACGACGAUUGUAUUCCGAUUAUUGAUUAAAAAAAACACGCUCAUAGUCCUUGAGAUUUUGGACCAUUUCUAGUUGCCGAUUAAGAGUUUUUAAGUCCUAAGCUAAACGUAUACAUAGACUUUUCAUCGCAUCGCAUCGCAUAUUAAGCAAGGCAUAAGCGAAUGAAUUAAUUCUCUCUCGUGUAAAUCUACGCCCUGUUAAUUAAGUUUAUCGAUAAUAAAUGCCAUCACGCUUGCAA